AGCAGCCUUUCUGCCCAAGAGCCCAGUGUCUUGGUGCAAAUAUGGAGGAGGGGACGCAGGACGGAGGCUAUGACCUUUCCGACCUCCAGCCCCUCCUGCGGACCGUGGCCAAGUACAUCGUGGUGGCCCCCGUCUACUAUUUCAUAUGGAAGCUCCUGCAGAGUUUCCCAACUUGGAGGAAACUUUGUACCUGGUGCAAAAGAAGCUUUUGGCAUCUUCUUGCCUGCCUCAAAGCGGCUGCCCAGCUUUGGCCCAUCAGGGAACGGGUCCAACCAAGCAAUGCAGAGAGACAGCAGGAGAGAGCAGUGCUCAGAAGAGGAGGAGGAGGAGGAGGAAGAGGAGGAGGAGGAGGAAGAAAAGAUGGAGGAGGAGAAGGAAGAAGAAGAGGAGGAGGAGGAGGAGGGGCCAUCUCCAACUCACCUGGCUCUUACGACUCCAUCCGCCGGUUCCUCUGCAAUGACACGGGGUGCAUGAUGUGUGAUGAGGCCACUAAGGAAGUCCUGCUCCGAAUGCACAGACGGAACAGACAUGGCCACUCGCUCCACCCCGUGACUCCCCAGGAACACCCUGUUUGUGAGGCCUCCUUCCUGGAGGAGGCCGCAAGGUCCAACCUGGAAGCCCACCUGGCGGACAUCUGCCCGAGGAUCCGGGACCCUUCCUUUCUGGCAACAAAGGCCAAGAAGGACCUAGAGCAGCACCUGAAGAGGAUGACCCAGGAGAGGGCGUGGCGGCUGCCACAGAGGAUGCAAAAGGCCACCCGCCUCUUUGAGUCCAGGGGGAAGAAGACUCCGUCACCAACCUCUGUCCCACACCAACAUCCAAAGCCCAGAGCCCAUGACCCCAAGGCCAUGCUGGGCCACCGAGGGAACCUCCAGGGCCACAUGAUGAGGAAAUGUAUGGCACUGCGGAUGGAGAGCAUCCCUGGGAUUGUGGCACGCUCCCAGGAAUGGACCGAUGGUGAACCUCGGAACCUGCACCUGCCCAAGCUUCUAUGCCCUGGUCAGACCUACCUUCAGCAGAGGAGCAGGCUGUGCUUAAGCCUGCGGGGGAAAGGCAGCCUUGUUGACAUGAACAUCAAGUGCAAGCACAUCCACCUCCUGUGGGGCCUCCCCACCAUCCAGAUGCAGUCCCUGGCCAAGAUGGUGGCCAGCCCUCCUGCCCUGAAAGCCGUGUCACGCACCCAACUGCAUUUCUGCAUUAAGAUUAGCGACUUAGAGCCUGCCUUCAUAAGCCCCGAGGGGAGGAAAGUGUUGGAGUCGCAUGUCCUCAGGAAGAGGUUACAGCACCACUGGGGCCAGCCUGGCUUGGUGCAGCGAUCUCUGAGGCAGUUCCUUUUGCCUGUCCCAGCCCCACCGCUCCAGUCAGCUGCAGUGGGCAGUGGGCAGCAUGGGGUGAAGGUGGUCUUUGAUCCAUCUUUUGUCCACUCGGGAGUGAAGCAACUCUUAGAGCUCCACCUCAAGAGGAAGAUCAUCGAGAGGUCUUGGGGAAGGCCGCAGCGGGUGUUAGAGUCCCUGAGGGGGUUCUUCCCUGCCUCUCCUCCACCCACCAAGGGAUGCAGAAAGGAUGGAAGGAGCCUUGUGUUUUCUCGUGAUGACUCCAUGGAAAUGAGGGUGCCUUCCACAAUGAUACCUGCUGCUUCUCUACGGGAGCACUGUCCACUGCUCUGCUGGGAGUGGAAGUCAAGGGUGCUGCAAGCGCCCUUGGCCAAGAAAGUCAUGGAGAUACAGCUGGGCAGAGCCGCUCCAGCAACGCAGAGACCUCCAGAAAGGGCCCCUCGUGUGCUUCUUCCCAAAGGCCUUUCCCCUGGAGAGAGGCAUCUGCAGCGAAGGCACCAGGAUCUCCUCUUCAUGGACCGGACUGCUCUGGAGCGCAUCCAGCUCAACCUUGUGCACAAAGGCCUAGCGUACCGUUGGGGGCUGCCCACGAUACACCAGGCAUCGCUCGCUCAAUUGUUCCAGGGUGUUGCCUCACCAAAAAUGGUCAUUGACACCUUCUCACCCAGAAGAAGAGGCCAAUUCAGGUUUGCUGCUCAGAAAACCCCCUUUAUGGCUCAAGAAACCCGAAAUCUCCUGGAGUGGCAUGUGAGAAGCAAAUUCUUGCAUCAUACCUGGGGCCUCCCAAGGCUGGUCCAGAAAUCCCUCCAAGGCCUCCUUCCAGACCCUGGCCGUAUUCAUCCCCAGAAGACCAUGUCCAAGGAGCAGGAGGCCAUCAGCCUGAGGGAACUCUCCUUCAUCAGUGAGGCCGCGCAAGCACUGCUUGAGAGAAAUGUGGCUCAGAGAGUCAUCCACCAGCAGUGGGGCUUGCCCGGAAGAGCCCUCCAUUCCAUCAAGUCACUGUUCCAAGAAACCAGAGCCUCCUUUGAAGAGGAGAGAAGGAAGAGGGCUCCUUUGGAAAGGAGCUUCCCUGGGGAGCCUAGCUUUGAGGGCACCUACCCAGAGCCUUGGUAUCUGGAUGUCAUUAGGGCCAAACAGGACAAGAGGGAGACCAAGCCAAUGGCCCAGCACUGUCUCCUCAGCCUGAGGACUCAGGUCUUGGCCACCCUGAAGCGCCACUUGUUGAAGAAGUCUCUGGAAGCCCACCUGGGAUGCCUCCCUGUUGUCCCCACAAUGUCUUGGCAAGACUUCUUGCUGGCACUGAGGCAUCCUCUCCCCAAGACUCUCCGUCCCGGGGUUAGACCACUGGAGCCUCGCAUCCCUUCCUUGUCCUUUGGCCAGGAGAAAAUGGGCCGGAUAGAAGUGGCCUUGUGGGGCAGGCACUUGGCCUCUCUCUGGGGGCUGGGCACCAAGUAUGUGGAGGCUGUUGCUGGGAUGGGGGCACCCAGACUACCGAUGGCUCCCCUCCAGACACGAAGAGCCAUCCUGGGAUUUGUGGGGACAGAGAUGCCCUUCCCUCAGGGCCCCGCCAGAGAGAUGCUGGAGCGGCACGUGAGGAAGAAGAAGGUGCAGCACGAGUGGGGGCUUCCUUCUCUGGUGCAGAGGUCGCUCUGGGGCUUCAUGGGAGAAACCCCCACAGUGGUCCCUCAUCCUCAGACCAAGGUUCAGGCUGACAUCGUAUCUCAGGAACUGCUUUUCCUUCCAAGGAGCGUCUGCCACCACCUGGAGGUCCACCUCCAGAAAAUGAAGUUGUGCCACAAGUGGGGCCUGCCCCAGAGAAUCCUCGAGUCCACAAAACACUUCCUCCCCAUCGCUUCCACGGGAAGAGUUCCAAAUCCCCAUAGGGCCAAGGGAAAGGACUCUUUUGGGGAAGAAUCCAGCACCGGGGAAGCUCAGGUGGAGCACGUAAAGCGGAUGCAGGGCAAGGGGACACCUUUGCAAAAGAGAAGUGGCAUGAGUGGCCCUUUCAGGAGAAGUACAUACACGACCCAUCAAAAGGAUGUGGAAUUCCAGCCAGUGGGUGACUUUGGGAUGUCUGCCGUCUUUCCCAGGAAACCCCUUCUGCCCCUUGCCUCUCUUUCACAAGAUGAAAAGGGCAUUCCUCACACACAGCUCCCACAGCGUCCCUGCAGCCAUGUUCUCCCAGGGGCCACAUAUUACAGCCACAGCGAAGCAGGUGGGCCGCCAGACCCAAUCACCAGAACAAGACGAGUUCCACCCCAGAGACACUCAACAGUGGAUGGCAGUGAUGACAACCAUCUUCUCCUCAGGCCAAGAGGGCAUCCUAUGGAGGUAGCCCCAGAUGUGGGAUGUCACAAGGGCAUCACAGGGGCCAAGUUCCUUCCAGAGAAAGCCUGGCAAUUCCUGGAACUCCACAUCCGAGACAAACGAAUCCAGCAUGAGUGGAGACUACCUUCCCUUGUUCGGCGAUCCCUGCGGGCUUUUGCCCCACUCCCACAUGGAACCCAGAGAAACACGAAGGCUGGAGGGGCACUGCAAGACACUUCUGGAAAAGGAGGCAACAAGACUCUCCGGGAGCAACAGACCUCCGUGUUAGAAGACUACCUGGCUUCGUACCAGCUUCGGCAUCUUCUGGAUGAGGAACUGCAGCACUGCCUGGAAACACAUGUCAGGGACUGGGUCGUGGAGCACAAGUGGGCCCUUCCCAAGCAGAUCCAGGACCUGGUGAAGGCCAUUCCAGCUCCUCAACCACAGGAGCCCAUCAUGGGAGGAAUAAGGGUUCAGCAUGGAUCCUCCCAAGGGCAGGGCUUCCACUCCCGCUCUAAUGGAAAAGGAGACUCGGUGCCACUUCCUGUCCAGUCGAGGAGAAGAGCCCCUGAAAGGCCAAAGGAGCCCAUCCGGAAAGAGACACCAGGAGCAAAGGGUGGAGGGGUAGCCAUCACCUCUUUGGAGGCCAAACCCUCAUUCCUCACAGAAGGAGCCUGGGACCUCUUGGAAUUCCAUGUUGCAAGCAAGAAGGUCCACCAUCUGUGGGGCCUGCCAUCUUCCAUAGUGAGGUCCCUCCAUGGUUUUGCCCCAUUCCCUCUGGAGAAGGAGGCCAAAACGAAGCCAGGGAGUACUGCAGAAGUAGAAACCAUCCUCCAAAAACCCCUUUUCCUGAACCUGGGCGCAAAGGAAUGCCUGGAAGCCCACCUGCAGAGCUUGAUCUCCAGACACAGGUGGGGGCUCCCAAGGCGGACACAGCAGGCAAUGAAGGGGUGGUCUUCCAAAUUUGAGGAAGGUCCACCUUUGCAACCCUUUGCACCAGAUGCAGAUGACACUGAAGAUGAUCACGGAGACCCUCCCAAAAAGGCCACCUCCAGAAGAUGGCCAAGAGAAAGCAAGACCCCGUCAGAGUCAAUCCCUGUGAGCUUCACAGCCUCUGCCCAGCAGGCGCCUUUCAGAAAGGCACGAACAAUGAGCACAACAAACCUGAGGGUACAACAGCAAUUCUACAGGCACACAUUCCAAGCAUGAACACUGCAAAGUACUUGCAAAACGAUGCAACGUGAGGUCAAGAGUGGCAGCUACAAGUCUAAACCAUAACCAAAUGCAGAAAACUAUGGUGACAAAAAACGACAGCUGUCACUCCAGGCUCCCUCUCCAUUUAAAUCACUUGAGAUUAAAGGGCUGUGUUCAGUUUGUGAAACCAA
Anolis carolinensis (green anole) is the source of this 5026-nucleotide messenger RNA. RefSeq lists its product as uncharacterized. The record is from RefSeq and is a predicted model, not a curated record. Lineage: Eukaryota; Metazoa; Chordata; Lepidosauria; Squamata; Anolidae. The transcript is spliced from 3 exons. Bases 42 to 4850 code for a protein of 1602 amino acids.